UGCAAAUUGAUAAUUUGCAAAUCAGUCCUUUUCCCACUUAUACUUACUUCAAGAAGUGGCUCUAUAUUCUUAAAUUUCCAAAGAGGCCCUAGAUUUGUGUUAUUUUUACAAAACAUUCCCUCAAGUUUAACAUUAUUCCCUUUUGACCCCCACUCGCUGAUUUCAUAGUAAAAUGGGAAGAAGAAGAAGAAGAAGAAGAAGAAGAAGACGGUGACGGAAUUAUUAGAAACGAAGAAGUCCAUUUCUCCGAUACCUGCCAUUUGCUUCGGCCUUGCCCCUGAAAUUUCCGGUAGCUAUUCUGACUCCGAUCCGCUCAUCGGAACAGAAAUCUUUCCGUUGAGAAGAAUUCGGAGCUUGGGCAGAAGUGUAAGACGUUGGUUAUUGAGAAAAAUAAUGGUUCAUCAUUCUAGCUUUGUGGAUGAGGAAGGAAUAAGCAAGGCUUGUGGUUGUCCUUUACUUCCUUUGAAAAGUCACAUAAAGGGUCCUGCUCCAGUUUCAGAUCAAGAUAAGACUGAUAUUGUUGAUGAAGCAAUUACAUUCUUUCGUGCCAAUGUCUUCUUUAGAAAUUUUGACAUUAAGAGUCCUGCUGAUAAGCUUCUCAUCUAUUUGACAUUCUACAUCAAUGUGGCUUUGAAGAGGCUUGAAGGUUGCAGAACUUUGGCUGUAGGAACCAAGGCAAUAAUUAACUUGGGUUUGGAGAACGUUCCCGUGCCCGGAGAGUCAGGCUUUCCCUUUCCUGGACUCUUCCCUAUUCCCCAAUCUAAUGAGGAAGCAGAGCUAUUCAGGAAUUAUUUGAAGCAGAUAAGAGAAGAAACGAGUGGGAGACUUUUGAGUGUUGCCUAUAGAGCCAAUGGGACUCCAAAUAAAUGGUGGUUAGCAUUUGCAAAGAGAAAAUUCAUGAACAUCAUCAUUCCUUGAUGAAUUUGCUUCCAAGACUGUUGAUGUGAAAGUUUUGAACAUCAUCAUUCCUUGAUCACAUGGGCUGCUUGUGGUUUCUACUGGUAUUUUAGGAGUUAGUUUGUAUGAACAGAAUCUGAAUGUUAUAUCAGUUUAUGCUAAUGCAUAUCAAAUUUCAUCAGAAGCUAGGUCAUAUUCUUUUUCUUUUUAAUAAUCAUCUUAAAUGUAAUAUGCUGUCAUUUCACAAUUUUUGUACAUCGAAAAAUUACACAACCCAUCUUAAUCAGAAGAAAUAGUUUAUCUCCGUC
Cucumis melo (muskmelon) is the source of this 1205-nucleotide messenger RNA. Its product is annotated as actin-related protein 2/3 complex subunit 3. The transcript is spliced from 5 exons. Gene Ontology annotation, biological process: regulation of actin filament polymerization; Arp2/3 complex-mediated actin nucleation. Lineage: Eukaryota; Viridiplantae; Streptophyta; Magnoliopsida; Cucurbitales; Cucurbitaceae. Gene Ontology annotation, cellular component: Arp2/3 protein complex; cytoskeleton. The record is from RefSeq and is a predicted model, not a curated record. The coding region runs from base 394 to 918 and encodes 174 amino acids. Gene Ontology annotation, molecular function: actin filament binding.